Molecule: messenger RNA, 1065 nt
Organism: Dioszegia hungarica
Lineage: Eukaryota; Fungi; Basidiomycota; Tremellomycetes; Tremellales; Bulleribasidiaceae
Exons: 2
Coding region: 1-1065 (354 amino acids)
Source: RefSeq, a predicted model, not a curated record
AUGUCAGCCGCUCAAGCUUUCUACACAAACAAGGAACUGCGGCGCUGGAUUCAUAGUCUGGUCGACCGGCAAAGUCUGGUGAAGAUGAUUCGGCUGGAAAAGGCGGCGGCGGAAGACUUAGCAGCAGUGCUGUAUCGGACGCUGCGGAUGUGGGAGUUUAAGAAGGUCGUCUCGAUGCUCAGAUCAAGUCGAAGGCACGCUCUUUAUCGGGGUGCUGUCCGGGUGCUGGAGCUGGACCCCACGCCUGAUCCAGACGAAGUUCGGGAGUCAGAUGAGGAAGAGGACCCAGAGUACCCAGACCCAGAGGCAGGCGUGGGGCGAAGCCUCUACGAGUGGUGCUCUCUCGCCUGUCCCCAGGAACGGGACCCACUCGACCUUCCCGCCCUCCUAAAAUCCGCCUUGAAUAAGCGAAAGCUCUUUCCCCAUCUCGAGUCCAUAUCGGAGGAGCAUCCCACCCGGGUCGACAAAAGCCCAUACAUCCUCCAAUUGCAUGGCGACCGUAUAUCGGUCCAAAUCGAAACACACAUCCAAUUCGACCUCACCAGUCAGCACAUCUUGCUCACCAACCAAAGCUUCCCUCCCGUCCCCUCCUGUCCCGGUCUCGAGGUCCGGGAGAGUAUUAUCCUCUGGAUCCGGGACAUGAAUCACGCUGGGGUUUGGCAUGCUCCGCAAGACCAGCGCGACGCGCAUGUUCGGUAUUUGCAGGAUUGCAAAGCCUGGCUCUACCACAAUCCCCUCCUCGAUAAGCGCGUCACUCGGAUCAAUCUCCCCCACGAUCAACUCGCUCGUGAUUCUCGGGCAAUUCACCCUUCGCUUGACGAGUUCAUCUCAUUUCAGGCGCAGCGGAGAGAGGGUGGAUGCGAGCCCAUCACCACCUGUGUUGUUCCGUGGGACAGGUCGGGGCCUGGGGCGAGGGAGAGUAUCACGGCGGACCAAUUCAAACGGCUCGUCUCUAGCCUCGGUCCGGAGCUUCGGUCGCUAUACCUUUACUGCCCCAUCUUCCGGGCCGCCGACGAUCUCCAACCCAUCAUUACCUCCCUUGACGCCGCUUUCCCCGCCCUGUAA